Messenger RNA from Sphaeroforma arctica JP610, 473 nucleotides. RefSeq lists its product as hypothetical. The annotation marks the transcript as partial. The transcript has a single exon. The record is from RefSeq and is a predicted model, not a curated record. NCBI's taxonomy places the organism in Eukaryota, Ichthyosporea, Ichthyophonida. Gene Ontology annotation, molecular function: protein binding.
CCAAAGACACCUGCAGAGACACCUGGCUGGUCAGUGUUAGCGGACAGCGCGAGGUGCGCAUCUACGAGUGCAACACACAGUCACAGAUCACACGCCUAGACACCCUGGCACUGGGCCAGAAUGUAGUGCACACUAUGCCAAGUCCCUUCUCACGCGAGUGCUUGGUGUGCUUAGAGGACGGCACCGUGUGCACGUGGCAGGGUGUGUCGCGACAAGUGUCCGUUUCACAGGUACAGGACAUCAACGACACUCACCCCGAAUCAGGUCCUCAUGUAUACGGGAGAGGGGUUGCACGCGUGUAUACGGAUACAAACGUGCGCAAUAUGUAUGACAUGCGGGUCGCAUGUGACUAUGUGGACACGAAGGGUGAAUCCAUUUACAGUUCGUGGGUAUGGGCGGACUACUUGUCACAUCCUAUGGUCUUGGCCUACGGAAUUGACUCCUGGAUAGGGCUUAUAGAUCGCAGGGUAUGA